Messenger RNA from Cylicostephanus goldi, 603 nucleotides. The record is from the annotation of a GenBank genome assembly. NCBI's taxonomy places the organism in Eukaryota, Metazoa, Nematoda, Chromadorea, Rhabditida, Strongylidae.
GUGGCUCAGCUGUUCCGUGAAUUGGGCUUGAGCGAAAAGAUUGAACUGAAUGAUUAUGAGAUGCGAAUCGCUACUCAGUUUAUCAGUGGAGAAGAUGUUGGUGCUGAGUGGAGCGACGUUGGUGGCUGUGAUGAGCUUAUUGCCGAUCUCAAGGAUAGGAUAAUCCUACCUCUUCAAAUUGCUGCUCAAGCAGAUAGCGCACUUCUAUGUCCUCCAAAAGGGAUUUUGUUAUACGGCCCACCAGGCUGUGGUAAAACACUGUUAGCGAAAGCUGUAGCUCGGGCCGCUGGGUGCAGGUUUAUAAAUCUGCAAGUAUCAAACCUUACUGAUAAAUGGUAUGGAGAGUCACAGAAGCUGGCGGCUGCCGUAUUUUCUGUAGCUCAGAAGUUCCAACCUACGAUCAUAUUCAUUGAUGAAAUAGAUUCGUUUUUGCGCGACCGUCAAGCAAAUGACCAUGAGGCAACUGCGAUGAUGAAGGCUCAGUUCAUGUCGUUAUGGGAUGGGUUCUGCAGCACAAAUGAUCAGGUAUGUUUGAACAUAGCACCUGUUGUCCGUUGCGACGAUUUCGCUACAAAUUUGUUAAUGAACACAAUAUCACGUGUU